Molecule: messenger RNA, 5213 nt
Organism: Stegodyphus dumicola
Lineage: Eukaryota; Metazoa; Arthropoda; Arachnida; Araneae; Eresidae
Gene: TTLL1B
Product: Tubulin tyrosine ligase-like 1B
Biological process (GO): protein polyglutamylation; microtubule cytoskeleton organization
Cellular component (GO): ciliary basal body
Molecular function (GO): tubulin binding; tubulin-glutamic acid ligase activity
Source: RefSeq, a predicted model, not a curated record
AGUUGUCUGCUUGAAAUAAAAACAAUUUUAAGAGUUCAAAAUAGGUGUAUUUAAGCGCUUGUUAUGCGUUAAUAUUAUCUAAUUAGUCUCUUGUUCUGUGACUUAAAUUUGUCAUUCUUUAUUAAAACACCAGGUACAACAUUUUGUAGUUUGGUUGUGAAUAGUCCUGAAUUUAACUAUAUUUACAGAUUAUUAAAAUGACGGUGCAACAAGUUACAUAUUGUUGUGAUAUGGAUAAAUCUGUCCUUAUAUCCAAUUUUGAGAAAAGGGGAUGGAUACCUGUAGGUCCUGAAGAUGACUGGAAUGUCUAUUGGUCUUCUGUUUUAACAGUUCGUAAUAUAUUCAGUGUUGAAACGGGAUACAGACUCUCAGAUAAUCAAAUUAUCAAUCAUUACCCAAAUCAUUAUGAAUUAACACGAAAAGAUCUUAUGGUGAGAAAUAUCAAAAGGUAUCGAAGAGAAAUGGAAAGAGAAAACAGCCCUUUAUCAGAAAAGGAUGAAAAUGGAAAAUAUGUGCACUUAGAUUUCAUCCCUGUGACAUUCAUUUUACCUGCUGAUUAUAAUAUGUUUGUAGAAGAAUUUCGUAAAAAUCCAUCAAGCACUUGGAUCAUGAAACCCUGUGGGAAGUCUCAAGGUGUGGGAAUUUUUCUUAUCAAUAAGCUGUCACAGUUAAAAAGGUGGUCUAGAGAUAGUACAAGUUUUAACCCUGCAGUUGUGAAAGAAUCAUAUGUUAUAUCUCGUUACAUAGAUAAGCCUCUAUUAAUAGGUGGAAGAAAAUUUGAUCUACGAAUUUAUGUAUUAGUAACAUCUUUCAGACCAUUAAAAGCUUAUAUCUAUCGGUUAGGAUUUUGCAGAUUUUGCCAUGUUAAAUAUUCUGGUAACAUUAAGGAAUUGGAUAACAUGUUUGUUCAUUUGACAAAUGUUUCUAUACAGAAGCAAGCUGAUCUUCUCUUUUCUAAUUUUUGUAAUAUUUAUAAGGAUGAAUAUAACAGUGUACAUGGAGGAAAAUGGGCAAUUCAGAAUCUGCAGCUGUAUCUGGAAGGGACUAGAGGGAAAGAGGUCACAGAUAAGUUGUUUGAUAACAUUCGGUGGUUGAUUCUGCACUCUUUAAAAUCAGUUGCUAGUGUUAUGGUUAGUGAUCGUCAUUGUUUUGAAUGUUAUGGGUAUGACAUAAUUAUAAGCGAUGAUUUGAAACCUUGGUUAAUAGAAGUCAAUGCUUCGCCAUCUUUGACAGCCACUACUGCUAAUGAUCGGGUUAUGAAACAAAAGUUAAUUGAUGAUAUAUUUAACAUAUGCUUGGAGAAUGGGGAAUAUCCAAAUGCAAAGUGGAACAAGACACCAGAUAAAUCUGCAUUGGGAAAUUUUGACAUAUUAGUAGAUGAAGAAGUAACUGUGGAAAAAGAAAGCAGUGAAAAGGAAAAUGUAAAAGCAAAGGGUGAUUAUAGCAGAACUGGUGCCAGAGCAAAAGAGAGGCACACUCCUCGCUGGAGAUAAUUAUGGCAUUUAAGUCUUAACUAGCAUUUAUAAAAGCUGUUUAAAGAAGGAAUUGUUAGCUUAUUUAAUGUAAUGAUAUUAAAGGUUUAUUUUUAUUAAAAAAUAAUUUUUUCUAAAAAAUUAAAUUAUAUUUUUUUACCUGUUUUAUUAUGUAUGUAUUUUACCAUCAUUGAAUGAAUCUGAUGUGUUUUUAAUUCUCCCUAAUUACCAUAUCUAAGGGUUUUAGUUAUUAUUUCUUCCCAGUGUAUGAGACACUUUAAUGAAUUUACGUAUCAGAAAAGAAUUCAUUAAGUUACUUAGCUUGUCGCAAAUGCAGAACAAAACAGAAAAGAAAAUUUAUAAAGCUAGUUGUCUCUUUCUAUAAUAAUAAUCAACAAAUGAUAAUAAUGAUUAUGAUGAUGAAGAUGACCAUCAUCAUUGUAUGUCACUGAUAUGAAGAGUGGGUAGUUAAAUUUAGCUUUUUUUUAAAAACUUUGUUUCUGGAACUGGAAGGAAUUUUUAAGCGAAAAUCGAAUCUUGCCUUGUACAAGUAAUACAUAGUUCUUAUAUGGACUGCUUUAAAUAAUAUUUCAUCUUAGAAGUUAUUUACAGUUUAUAGUUUAAUAUUAUAUUAGUGACUUCAGUUCUUUUGUUUAGAAAUUGCAAGCUUGAAAAGUUUAACUAAUUACAUCUUUUGCUAUAUGAGCAUUAAGAUAAUCCUAAAGUGCCGGUAUUAGGAGAAAUGUCAUAUAUUCAUGAAUUGGGAAAAAACCUGAAAAAAAAAAAAAAAAAAAAAAAAAAAAAAGAGUUAACACCUUUAAAAAAAAAAAAAAACACCUUUUACAAAAUUGAUACUAGAAAGUGUCUAUAAUCUGCUAUUUUUUUUUGAAGAAUUUUUUGACACAUUGUUAGAAUAUAUGUAUGUGGUGAUUUAAAUGUUAAUGUAGGUGUUAAUGAUAACAACUUAUAUAUAAAGAACUAUGUACAGUUCUAAACCAGAUUGAAUACGUUUUAUUAUUGAUAUCAUACUUUUGAUUUAAACACAGCUAACUAGCCACAUCAGUGAUUUUUAUUAUAAGAAGCUAUUAUUUAUUAUUUUAUUAGAUGUAUUGAGCUAUUGAUUCUUGUUGAAAGUGUGAUUCUUAGGGAUGGCUACUUAAGGUAUUUUUGAGUACAAAAUAUAUUUAUUUAUUUAGUUUUAAUAUAUAUUAAAAUUGUUUGAAUUUGUUUGCAGAUAUAGUUUUAUAUAUGAUUGAGUAGGUAGCUCAGGGAAGGACAUUCUUAAUGUUUCUAAUAAAUUAUACAGGGUGUUUAAAAAAUGGUGCAGUAAUUUUGAAAAGAUUUUUUCCAAAUUAGGGAAGAGCUACAAAUAAAAGUUGCUCAUUUUUGUGAUUAGUAGUUCUAUAUUGUAUGAAACAAUAUUCAUCAACUGGCCUCAUAAAAUUAUUAGUUGCAUUUGUCUCCAUGAUUAUUGUAUGUAAAGGUGGUUAAUUUUUUUUAACUUACUGGAAUGUAGUAAGCAUUUUACUAAUUAUUAUUUUUUUAAACUCUGCAGGAACCAUAUGAAAAGUUUUUUAUUUACAGAGCUUUCCUUACUUCCAGUGCUGAAAAUGUUUUCAUAAAAUUCUUUAUAUUAUUUUGAGAAAUCUCCUAAUUAGUAGUGCAUGUAUAGAGUCAAUAUUAAAAGAAAAUAGCUGGUAUCUAUCGUUUUCCUACCCCCUGUUUUUAAUUAUUUGUUUUUUUUUAUUUAUUUAAAAUGAUGCUAUAUCUGUUUUGUAAAUAAGACAUACUCUUAAUACUUAUUUGUAAAAAUGUUAUUGUCUUAGAUGAAAUUGUAAUAAAUGAUAUUGAUAUUAUCAUGAGUUUAAGUUCCAAAAGUUUUUGCCUUCACGCAUGUCUAAGAGAAACAAAGAAGAACUGACUGAUUUAUUUUUAAAUAUUUGCCUUAUACUUGUUGUUUCUGUUCACAUCUUUUAACUGUUGACUGAUUUGUUCACAUCUUUUAACUAGCAGUUUUGUGGCCUUAAAAAGUAAUCUGAGGAUUUGUUUGGGAAAUGUGCUAUAAUUAUUAUCCUCUCAUCAUCAUCAAUAAAUCUUCUUUCAUCAAGUUCAGAUUUAAGCUUAAUAGAUAGCAGUAAUUUGGACUAGAUAUCAAUUGUAAAGAAAUAAUUAGUCUUUAAAACUUAACGUUCCUUUAUCGCUUCUUUGGCAAUAAUAGCUGUAUGAACUGGAAUAUUAUCAUGCAGGAGACAAACUGUUUGGCUCAACAUUCCUUGUUUUUCCCUUUUAAUUUUAUUGCUUAAUUUAUGCAAAAGACUUACGUAAAAUUUUUGCAUUCAUAGUGUUCAUUUCGUGAAUAUUUUAUUCCACAUUCAUAUUUAUGUUUCAUUCUUUAAAUCUUUCAUGAGGGUCGCAUGACAAUUCCAAAAAUUUGUGACUAUGAUCUUUUUUUGUUAAUAGCUGCUCUCUUGCCUUCCUUGGUGACACAUAAUCCAGUUUUCUGCAUUACAUGGAUUUCUUCUUUGAUAAAAGAUCAUCAUACUGAAUUAUAGUUUCAUCUUCUGUUACAAUCUAAUGCAAAAUAAUUCUCCAAUUUAUGUUGUAAAGCUACAACAACUUAUUACAACAAUUGAUAUGAUAUUUUUAAAUGGCUGACAAUAGUCAGCACACACAUUUUGCAGAGAUCUUGAUCAUGUAAAAGUGCUUAUACGGAAUGCACAAAACAGUUAUUUUUGAGAGAUCUAACUUGCUACUAUUUCUCUAAUUUUUAACCUGCUAGUAUUUCUACUUAAUAUUUCUUCCUUGAUAACGGUAAGUAGUUUUCUGAUAAGAUAGUGGAUGAGUUUUUUUAUGUCAGUGCCUCUAAUUUGGUUGACUUUGAUGAGGAUAACUUAAAGUAGAUUCUUAGCCAUGCAAAAUAUCUUUGACCAUUCUUUCAUUGUCACCAGGUUUUCCCAAUAAGAGAAUGGCCAAAGAUAUUUUGCAUGGCCAAAGAUAUUUUGCGCAGCCACUUUGCCACUAGCCUCGCCCGGGGUUUGAUGCCUAGGCUGAAAAGGCUGACUCAGCAUUUCAUCCCUUGAAUGGGUCAAUAAAAUGAGUACUGAGUUUUCUUAAGGACUAAACACCUGGGAGAGGGCUGCGACACGCUGACCACUUGCCCAAGGCAUAUGCUGAUGCAUUGCAGGGCCCAAGGUCAAAAAAGCAGAUUUUGGGGCACUGCAGCCCAUGGCCCACUGGGGCUGUUACACCACUGAGUUUAGUUUUUUAUUCUUUCAUUGUAGAAUGGGGAGAAGAACUACCAUUACACAUUCGAACAUUAUUUUAUUUGGAUUUAAAAAAUUAAUCAGAAAUUUUAAAGAUUAUGCAGUAAUCAGUUUUAAAAAUUUUAGAAAAAAACUUGCAAAGCACUUUGUUCAAAUAACUGUUACAAAGUAACUAGAACGAUUAUAAUAACAAAACUUCCAAAUUACUCAUUCUAACUUGCAACUACAUGUAUAUCAGAGAAAUUUGCCGAAUGAUUUUAAAAAUGGCAGGCUAGAAACUUUUAUACCUUAUUAUGUCUAUAAUCUCAAUAUUCAGACAAUUUUUGUGAUAUUUAUUAGAAUGUAUGUGUCUUAUGAGCUAAAUUUGGUUGUAAAAAAUAUGUAUUUUAGUGUAACUCUUAACUUUAUGAUCUGUUAUCCAAGGUUGUUUGAUGAAAAACUUAUGGAAGUUGUAAAUAAAAAGUAGUAUGUUUCUGAA